AUGUCGAAGGUAAAAAUUUCACAGCAGUUCUUAGAUGCCAUCAAACCUAAUGACUAUCCAGCACAAGCAAAGAUGAUGCUCAAGGAGUGGUUUGUUUUAGUGAUGUUACAACUACUCCUGGAGGCAACAGGGACCUUGGUAAAGUUAUCCAAUGGUGGAUUUGAAGACAUUGUUAUUGGAAUUAACCCUCAGAUAGCUGAAGACAACAAAAUUGUUGACAACAUAAAGGACAUGAUUACUGAGGCAUCUGCUUAUCUCUUCAGUGCCACACAGCAAAGAUUUUAUUUUAAGACUGUAAAAGUGGUUAUUCCUUUGACAUGGAGAACAAAACCUGAAUAUAAAAGAUUAACCAUAGAAUCCUAUGAAAAGGCCGAUGUCAUAGUGGCAGAUCCUUUCCCCAAGUAUGGAGAUGAGCCGUACACUUUGCAGUAUGGAGGAUGUGGGCAACAGGGACGAUACAUUCAUUUCACAUCUAACUUCCUGACAAAUGACAAACUGCUUCCUAUGUAUGGACCACGAGGCAGAGUCUUUGUCCAUGAGUGGGCUCACCUCCGGUGGGGUGUCUUCGAUGAAUAUAACAGUGAUGCACCUUUCUAUGCAACUGGGCAGAAGAAGCCUGAAGCAACAGGGUACUCUCCUACAACCAUAUCUUCAAUUGAUAUACUUUAAUAUUGCAUGGGU
Molecule: messenger RNA, 681 nt
Organism: Hemicordylus capensis (graceful crag lizard)
Lineage: Eukaryota; Metazoa; Chordata; Lepidosauria; Squamata; Cordylidae
Product: calcium-activated chloride channel regulator family member 3-like
Exons: 6
Coding region: 1-669 (222 amino acids)
Source: RefSeq, a predicted model, not a curated record